Molecule: messenger RNA, 926 nt
Organism: Drosophila busckii
Lineage: Eukaryota; Metazoa; Arthropoda; Insecta; Diptera; Drosophilidae
Product: phenoloxidase-activating factor 3
Exons: 2
Coding region: 30-893 (287 amino acids)
Biological process (GO): proteolysis
Molecular function (GO): serine-type endopeptidase activity
Source: RefSeq, a predicted model, not a curated record
UUUGCUUUAAGCUUUUAAUACAGCCAGUCAUGUUGUCUAAGCUUGAACUUGCUUUGCUGCUGCUGCUUGGCAGCGCCUUGAACGCUGUUGUAAGUGCGGAAGUUGGCUGCGGCAGCUUGGAGGAGCGACUGCUGUUCAGCACGGACACAGCUACGGAGCCUGCGGAGUACUCCUGGAUGGGCAUACUCUUCCAGCUAAGUGGCGCCAAUGCAGAGAAUACGCGCUGCAGCGUCAUCAUUGUGGAUGCAACGCAUGUGCUGACGCCGGCGUCGUGUGUGCGACGCUUCAAUGGCAAUGCGGAGCUGGCGGCUGUGCGCUUGGGCACUUGGAACGAAACGCAUCCGCUGGAUGAGGAGUAUAUAUGCAAUACUCGCGGCUUUUGUGUGCCUGGUCCAGUGCAGCAUCGCGUAGCGGAGAUCAAAAUACAUCCGCAGGCGGAUAAGGAUACGGGAGACAAUGACUUGGCCAUUUUACGUUUAAGCAAGCCCAUUAAGUGGUCAGCCUAUGUUAGCCCCAUUUGCCUGCAGGCAGCGUCCGAGCCCAGCUCCUGGAUUAGUCACAAUUUGCAUUUCGGCGGCUUUGAUCACAGCAGUUAUCUCAAGGGCAAAGGACUAGCCAUGGCUGUGUCCAGACAAUAUUGCACUCAACUUAGCGGCAGCAGCACGCCGCCGCCCGAGAAUCAAUUCUGUGGUUAUCCCAUUAAGCGCACGCGCUUCUAUGAAGGCGCUGGCGUCCUGGCGCUCAACAUUGAGCAGGAUGUGCCGCGUAACUUUUAUUUGGCAGCCCUUCUAGUCAAGGUUAUCAAUAAUAAACAAACUACAGUUUACAUAUUUCAAGAUUUGCGCCCGCUGCGACGCUGGAUUCUGGACAAUACAAAUUUCAUUAGCAAGUAACAGUUUAUGCAAUAAAUAUUUGUUUGCUAUUGA